UCGUGUGACAGCAACGUAAUUCUACAGAGAGCGGAGAGCAUGAUCUGCCAUGAGAGGCUUCUUGUGUCAAGGGCAAAUAGAUUGCAUUUAAAACUACUGAAGAAUUCUUUAGACGGAUCGCGUUAGAGCUUUGAAGAAGGGAUAAUACGAGUGAUUUAGAGACACAGAGAAAGACCUGAAUCAUUCAUAGCAGGAAACUGCACGAGUUACCGCCACACUUUGGACAGGCAGUCACCAGGAAUGGUGGAUCACUUGCUGCUUGAUGAAGAGACUUUUUUUCCUUACACUUGUUUGCUGCCAGCCCACAACCCAUUGGAUAUGGUGACAGACGAGGGGGUGUACCAUAUGCUUCCAUCUCCAUUCUCAGAGGAUAACCUGAGUGACUCAUCUAGCCCUCGUUCCUGUUCCAGCCCUGAGUCUCAGGGGCUUGGCUCCAGUUGUGGGAGCAACUCGAGUGGAGAAAGCCAAGAUGGCCUGCUUGACUUCCUCCACUCUCAGUCCAUGUUGAGCCAAAACUCCCCCUUCUCCACCACAGUGUCUCCCAUGGUCCCUCCAGUCCUUCCCAUGGGUCUCGCUUGGGAGUCACGACGGGACCGGGCCACCAAAGAGGAGUGCUUUGAGUUUCCGGUUUUCCCUGGAGAUUUGGAGGACCAUGCAGGGCUACUGUUUCAGCCCACCCUGGAGGAGAUUGAGGAGUUCCUAGAGGAGAAUAUGGAAGUGGUGGCCUUGAAGGAGGAAGCCGAAGUAGGUCUAUUUACCAGUGCAAACAGCCUGGGAGCAACAUCAGAACCUUGGUCUCAAAGCUUAGACCAAACAGUACCUGUCUCCAGUGACAUUGUCGUAGACAACGAGCCCCAAAAUGCACAAUUCACAGUAGGGCCCUCUUCAAAUCAUCAAAGUGCACUGGAAAAGGAAGACUCAUCUAGGAAGGUUGUGGUGGUGGACAGUCCUGGCAUGCCCGUAAUUCUACAGCUCCAACCCAUACAGGUAAAACAGGAGUUGAGCCCGAAAGCAGCCCCCUCACCACCAACACCACAACCUGCCUCAGACAUUAAAAUAACCCAGCUCCUCGUUAACAUCCAGGGUCAAACCUUCGCCUUGGUUCCUCAAGUGGUCCCACCAGCCAGUCUUAGCAGCUCAUCCUCAAAGUUUGUCCGUAUUGCCCCGGUUCCUAUUGCAGCCAAGCCUGUGGGUCUAGGGGAGAAUGGAACAAGCGAUGCCCAAGGGCUUGUAGUUGGUGGUCACAAAUUCCAGAAAAGCUCGGUAGCUGAUCUUAUUAAAAUGCACAAGUGCAAUUUCCCUGGCUGUGCCAAGAUGUACACCAAGAGCAGCCACCUAAAGGCCCACUUGAGGAGACACACAGGGGAGAAACCAUUUGCCUGCACUUGGCCAGGUUGUGGCUGGAGAUUCUCCCGGUCAGACGAGCUGUCACGACACCGUCGGUCUCACUCUGGAGUUAAGCCCUACCAGUGCCCCGUCUGUGAGAAGAAAUUUGCCCGCAGCGAUCACCUGUCCAAACACAUCAAAGUCCAUCGUUUUCCACGAAGCAGCAGGACAGCGCGCACUGCACACUGACCCCACACAACCCCCCACCAGAGGAGAGAAAGAGAUAGAGAGAGUUAGAGAGAGACAGAUUUACUUGUGGUACUGUGAUAAUUUAUUACAUUAUGUUCCGAUGAACUUAAGAAGAAUUUGGAACUGUUACUUGACUCGUCGGCCUUGCAGAUGUUCUAAGCUUCGUAGAUUGUAUUUUUGUAGCAUUCAUGAUUGUUUUCUAUGUCUCGAGAACAAAUUUUGCAACAUUCAAAGUAUUUUUUUGUACUUUGAGGUAUGAAUUGUUGAUGUAUCUGCCAAUAACUAGCACAUCAACAUUCCUUGUUCAUUAUCAUAAGGUCGCUUAUCUUUGCCAACGUAAAGUGUUUAGAUCCUCUAAACCAAAAAUCUCGGGUUCAUUUGAACUACUGAUCAUUGGUAGGACUGUGCCAUAUAAGCUAUUGGCAAACUAUGAGGUCUUCCCACUUGACUUUCUGUUGUAUGCUAGUAACGAGCAGGAUCUCAUGAAAAACCAAACAUGACUGUAGCAAAAUUUGUACAAAAUGAUAUUAAAUGUAUCGCGGCAGUUCCAAGGUGAAAUGUCCACUGAGUGGCACCAAAAGUGAGUUACAUUUUAAGGUUAAUGAUCUAAUGAGUUUUAAAUCAACAAAGCCUACCUCUCUACCCUAAACCUUAAACCUAAACCUAAAUGAUAGUAUCAGAAAAAGCAAAUGCGAGAUGAAAUACGUUAUUGCUGAAUCAAAAGCGUCAUUUUGUGGAUCUUUUAUAAAACUUUUGGCUCAUGUGUCUACUCUCAAAGUCUUCAGUACCUCCGUCCUUUUCAUCACAAGUGCAACGCUCUAUCUGUUAAGCUACUGCACAAUUUGAUUGCACUUAAAAAAGCUUAUAAAUGUAGUUGGUUAUGUAAUGCAAACAUUAAAAUGACUGCGUUUACAUGGACACCAGAAAGCAGCUUAUUACGAGAAAGACGCGUUUCCAUGCACUGUAUAAGCGGCGUACUCUACUCCCAUAUACAUACGGCUCGGUCAGAAAGCAGCUUUCUCCACAGCAACGUAAUUUCCCCGCAACACUUGUGCAAAUAACAGACAUGGCAUCUGAGGAAGAUUUAGUUAUUUAAUUUUCUGUUGCUUCGCUUUAUUUCCAGAUAUUCUAGAAAUGUUGCUGUGUUUCUUUCCUAAACUUUCUAUCGCAACCUGCAACAGAAUUGCGCUUGCAAUAGUGGGGAUUCCCUCUUACGUAAAACUCUGGGAUACCUACAAUGUACAAUCAAAUAUCCGCGAAUGUGAAGGACAGUCAAUAUUUUACAUUGGCGUGUAUAAAUGGGUAUAGUUUACAGUGUAUGUGCUUUUCACACUGUACUCCCAGAAAUGUUUAAUUCUUUCUGCUGUGUUGACUUGUUGUUGGACUCCAUCCUAUGGCUUUUGUUAUCCGGUCUGUUCAAGCAGGUGCACACUUUUCAAAAAACCUGUAAGAAGUCGCUUAUGCGUUUAUAUGGCCACAUAAGCCGCAUUUUCUGGGAGAAACCCAGGUGUGUUAAACCGCUUUCUGUUAAUCCCCUAAAUGGUGUAAGGAAAUCGUUCUCAUUUACAUGACGUUUCAGAAUGCUACUUCCUGCAAAAACCUUGGAGUAAACUGUUUUCUUAAGUGCAUGUAAAUGUGUUCAAUGAAUCCCCUAAACAGUCAUGCACUUUAGUAAAAGUGUUUAGAUGUCAUAAGAUCGCACUGUUUGAGGAACAGGGCGAAAAGUGAGUGUUUAUGAACAGAUAAUCUGCUAUUUUACUUGUGAUUUGUGUGAAAGUAUUUGUUUUAGUGCCUGCAAGGGUUAAUUUCACCUGGAAACUGCCGUGAUACAUACAGCAAGCCACCAAAAAAAUCAUUUUGUAAAAGUGUAGCUAAAAUAACAUGAUUCUAUGAGACCUGGUAGUAGUAAACUGUGAAACGCCUCUCGGUCAGACCAUAUAGAGUGAAACAACGAAAGUCAAAACACGCACAUUUGUCGUAUGUGAACUGGCCUUAUGAUCAGCAUUGAAAUUUUGUCCUAUUUCAAACUUUUUGAGUUUAUGCGAAACCUAUUUUCAUUUUUUUUAUUUUUUUUAUUUAAUUUGUUGCUUUCAUCAAAGACUUGUCUAAGAACAAGAUACCAUCUGGGCCUUCAUGUAAUCUUAAUGUUUGCAGUUAGGUCCAAGGCAUUUGUUGUUAGGUUCUUGUGGUUAGAGGAUAUUUUCUACAGCAAUGCAACAUGCUUCAUAUUUGGCCAAAACCUAAAUUAGAUGAUACAAGUCAGUCACUGUUAAAAUGUAAGCCAAGUCAGUACUUAAUGUCAUAACAGUUUUGCAGAACCCUGCUUUCCCUGCUGAAAAGUCCAGCCUAUACCAGCAUGAUUUUCAAUUACAAGGUGAUUUAUGCUGGUUAGUGAUGGAUUGGUGCUGGUCUAGCUGGUUUGACCAGCAUACCCAUUCUGGUGACCAGCAAUACUGGUCUUUUCAACAGAUUUGCCCUUUGAAAUGGCGCUUUCCAACCAAUAUAAGACUGAAUAACUCUUUAUUUUCUCCCACCUACCUGCCUCAACAAAUCUGAAUGCUCUACUGGAAUACUGACCCAUUUUUUUUUUUUUUAUUGUAAUUAUUAUUUACCUGGGACUAAUUCAUCUGCCAAAAUAUCUUGAUGAGACAAUUUGAAUGACACAAACUGGAAUUGCAAAGCGCGAAUCAGCCUUGAACACAAGCUUCUUCACAGGGGUACACAAGCAGGCCAAAUCGUGCUUGGGAAAUGUAGUCUGGGAUGCAUCUGGAGUUCAGAGAGGGCAUUCUUCAUGGGAACUGUAGUCAUGGACACAGCUUGACUACUGAUAGGGCACGUUGGCCAUAUAUUCGCUAAAGGAAUGUGCAUAAAAUCCAGUGGGGUGCUGAUAACUAGCACUAAGUUUUAACAAAAUGAUAUGUCUUCUCUGAUUAGGGUCUGUUUAAGAAUGUGCAAUUGGAUUUUAAGGGGUUGUUAUGUGGAAGGCUAAGCAACAACCUUGAAAAUACAAUCUCUUCUAUGCAGUCUGUUUUUGCCAAAACAAUAGCUCAAAUGAAAACAGCUACAAAGUUAACCAGUGCCUUAUGUGUUAAAUCAACUCACUGUUGCACUUUGUACUGAGCACAAAUGUACAAUAUACAACCAACAGGCACAACAGGCAGCUAUAGAUGCAUCCACGAUAUACACAUACAGUAUAUAUGAUAUUAUAUCACAGGGACUCUGACAUUCAGAGAAGCAAUCAGGACUGACCUGGCUCUUCUAGUUCUCUACUCACCCAGAAGAACAUUUUAUUGCUCAGAGGUUGCACUAUUGCUCAGGACAUUUAAAGGAAUAUUCCAGGUUCUAUAUAAGUAAAGCUCAAUCGACAGCAUUUGUAGCAUAAUGUUGAUUACUCAUUCCUCGUUUAUUUAAUGAAAAGCAAAAACUGUGGUUACAGUUAGGCACUUACAAUGGAAGUGAAUGGGGUCAGUCUAUAAACAUUAAAAUACAUAUUGUUUAAAAAGUAUAGCCAAAAGAAGUGGACAUUUUGUGUGUUAACACAUCUUGUGGCUAUACUUAUAGUGUGAUGUGUGUGUUGCCAUGAUGACACAACACCAGUACACGCUGUAAGCAAUUCACACUAACAGCUCAAUUCAAGUGAGCCUUACUUGUAUUGACACGGAAUAUUCCUUUGAUGGAGUUUUCAUUUAUUGUACAUUGUUUGUCAUUUAAAUAUCAAAUGUGACUAAGACGAUCCUCUCAAAAUUCAAAUAAAUACAGAUAGGAACAAAUAAGACAAUUGUUGACAUGCAGUAAGAUUAUAGAGAUAUCAAAUGAAUGUGGAAAACAUUGCUCAGAAAAUGUAGUCUUGGGAGAAUUUAAUGAGAAACGUUUGAGAUCAUAUUGAAAUCUCUGAUUGCAGCAAAUUCAGCAGAAAAUAGAAAAAGAAAAUUUGUAAAGCAGGACAACAAAAUGUCUCAGUUUAACCUUAAUUUGCUCUAAUUGCUUCCAUGAGAUCUCAUUCAUGAUCUUUCCUAUGGGCAACCAUGCAUUAUAGGGCAUAACAUCGGGAAACAGUAUGCAUUCUGCGGCUUAGAGGAACAUUCAGAAAUUAUUAUGGUAUUGUUUUUCUGCACAGCUCAUAAUAUUUAGCAAUUGUUGUGGUCAGGAAAUCUGAUCUCGAUCAGAUUCAACAGAGCAGGAAGAAACUAGAACCACUCAGGCCUCUCACAAAGAAAACCAGGACCUGGAGAAGUUUCAGUAAAUCCCUUUAAAUGAAGGAAAUUUUAAAUGUAUGCCAAUGUACAGUAUAUGGUGCAUUAAUUGAUGUUUUGCUACUGUUUGUGCCUGUUUAAAGGGACCGGAUUUUCUCUUUAAAAUUUCUUUUUAAUCCCUUUAACCAGUGCCAAUGAGUCUUAUUCAUUCAGAAUAGCAUAAAUAAAUGCAUACAUAAAAUGAGAGCAUUUCUGAAAUGCAAUGUCACCCACAAUUACUAUCAUAUUGUUUUGUUUUAUUUGUUGUUCUCUGUAUUGUCAUCCCUCUUGCAUAAGAGUCAUAACCAUGCAGUCUAUUUUUCUUAGAAAACAAAUCAUUGGUUGCAUCACUUAUAGCCUCACCCAUUUAAAAACACAGUAAGAAUACGCUCGAUUGACGCUUAUUGUUUAUUAUGCUAAUUGCCUAUGCGCUUGAUGCUCCCUGUUCAAGUUCAUGACCACCGUUCACAUACAAAGUAACAGACAGACACACAGGCGGAGGAGACUGCGUACUGUUAGUGAUGCAUUCCUUGCCGUCUACAUGAAUUUCUCUGUGAAAAAGGUGCUUAUGGCCACCAUUGAAUGUAUGUGUACUGUAUGUACAGACUUUGUACAAAAUGUAGUUGGAUCAGAUACCGGAUAUUCUUCUACAGACGUAUCUCACGUCUUUGAUUGUAUAAAUGUCCCCUGUAAAAUUUAAGCCAAUGUACAUAAU
Messenger RNA from Xyrauchen texanus (razorback sucker), 6522 nucleotides. Its product is annotated as Krueppel-like factor 15. Gene Ontology annotation, molecular function: DNA-binding transcription factor activity, RNA polymerase II-specific; RNA polymerase II cis-regulatory region sequence-specific DNA binding. Gene Ontology annotation, biological process: regulation of transcription by RNA polymerase II. Bases 241 to 1575 code for a protein of 444 amino acids. The record is from RefSeq and is a predicted model, not a curated record. The transcript is spliced from 3 exons. Lineage: Eukaryota; Metazoa; Chordata; Actinopteri; Cypriniformes; Catostomidae.